Messenger RNA from Trichomycterus rosablanca, 1664 nucleotides. RefSeq names its product growth differentiation factor 10a (gene gdf10a). The record is from RefSeq and is a predicted model, not a curated record. Gene Ontology annotation, molecular function: growth factor activity; cytokine activity. Lineage: Eukaryota; Metazoa; Chordata; Actinopteri; Siluriformes; Trichomycteridae. The transcript is spliced from 3 exons. Gene Ontology annotation, biological process: positive regulation of osteoblast differentiation. Gene Ontology annotation, cellular component: extracellular region. Bases 7 to 1326 code for a protein of 439 amino acids.
UUGAACAUGGCAGUUAUUGUUGUACACCUGCUGUUUUAUUUGGGUGCUUGUGUAUUUGCUGCUGAAGUUUCAGACUCUGGUUCUGUGUUGGAUAUUCCAGCUGAUGGAGUGAGUGACAGCAUGAAGACUGACAGACUUUCACAGCACAUGUUUAAACUCUAUCAGAAAUACAUCCGAGAGCUGCACUGGCCCAAAGACACAAAUACUGUCAGGAGUUUUAAAGCAAAGCCUGAAAUCCUGAAGGAGAAAGUUCUCUAUCAGCUAAAUCUUACUUCACUUCAAAACUCCGAGCUGGUUCUUACUACAACACUUCACUUCUACUUUGACAAACGCCCACGUCAGAGGUCCUGGUUCUGCAAGCGCAUCCGGAAUCCUUCCUGCCGCAUCCAGGACCUGUACUACUUACCAUCAUUUCAUAUUAUAUUCACAAGCUCUUCCUCUGGUUCUCCUCAGGGGUCAUUCCUUGGAAACAUCACCUUACACCCACACAGAAGGGGAAUAUGGCAAGCCAAGGAUGUGGGUCACAUUGUAAAAGAGGCAAGACAAAGAAAUCAGUCUUUAAUAACACUAGAGUUUGACUAUGGCAUCAAAUAUCAGCAAUAUCAGGACACAUUUUUAGAAGACAACCUGCCGUACAUGUUGGUUUAUGCCAAUGACCAAGCCAUAUCAGAACCCAAUAGUGUGGCCUUGAGCUUACAAAGAUACGACCCUCUUCCUACAGAUGAGAAGUCCACACAAUUUCCCAAAUUUUCUCCUGAUAUGAGGGUCAAAAGGGACUUGUAUUUUCCAGACCAUAUGCAAAACAAUGAACUUCCUGAGGUGGAGUAUGACAGUCUCAAGCAGCAUGAUUUAUGGGAAAGCACUUAUCUAGCACUGAAGCCAAAGCCCUCUAAGAAAGAGCAGAGGAAGAAGGGCCAAGUACUCGCUGAUGGUCCGAACAAGUUUCAGGUUCUCAGCUUUGAUGAGAAAACCAUGAAGAAGGCACGGAGGAGACAGUGGAAAGAGCCACGAAGCUGUUCCAGAAGAUACCUGAAGGUGGAUUUUGCAGAUAUUGGAUGGAGUGAAUGGAUCUUGGCACCUAAGUUUUUCGAUGCCUACUACUGUGCAGGAACAUGUGAAUUCCCUAUCCCAAAGGUUGUUCGGCCUUCCAACCACGCAACCAUUCAAAGCAUAGUGAAGACAGUUGGUAUCAUUCCAGGCAUCCCAGAGCCCUGCUGCGUGCCAGAGAAAAUGAACUCUCUCAGCGUCCUCUUCUCUGACGAGUCCGAAAACAUCGUAUUAAAAAACUAUCCCAAUAUGUCUGUGGAGACCUGUUCCUGUCGAUAGACUGAGCGAUAAAUGUGGACACGGAUAUGUGGUGUUGUAAUUACAACACUUAAACUAAACAUGCAGAGGCAUAUUGUCUGUCAUUCACUAUUAUUGUACAAUGCAAACUGCCAAGGUAUGCUAAUAAGGUACUUAAGGUACACCCUGUGCAUUUCAACCUCAAGUGGUCCCAGUAGUGAACCUAUUUUAUUUGACGUUUCAUUUUAAUGAAUUUUGUUUUGAAAAAAAAAAAAGAAAAUGUGUAUCAAUUGUAGUUGGGUUUUUUUGCAUUGAUUUUUAUUGCAUUGCUGCUUUUUGUGUGUAAAACAUUGAGUCCUUAUUUUAAGAUGUUUUAAAGU